AUAUCAUCACCAUAAAAAUAGCUUACAUUUCUUUUUCUUUAUCUUUCAUGUACAGAACUAGUUUAGAAGGUUGCUGUUCUUCAGAUCUUUGUGGAUGCUUCCUAUAUUUCUUUUGGCCUCUAUGACUGUAUUAAGCAUCAGCACAUUGACAGGGUCAAUAACCAAUACAAUCAUCAUUGCUGUAAAUGUCAUAGACAAAGUAAAGGGUAAGAGUCUUAGUCCCUCAGACAUCAUCUUAGUAACAAUGGGCCUAUCUAAUGUGUUUUUUCAGUUAAUAAUGCUAGCAAAUGACUUUGUAAGCUUCCUCGAGAGUGAUCUUUACUACUCUGAAGGUGUAUAUAUUCUAUUUACGAUAGCACUUAACCUACCUAUCUACAUUAGCUUCUGGUUUACAGCAUGCCUGUCCAUCAACUACUAUUUCCAGAUUGUCAUAUUUACUCAUCCAUUUCUCAUCCGACUAAAGCAUGUAGUGUCCAGACUUAUUCCACAGCUGCUAGUGGUCUCUGUGAUGGUAUCAAUGGCCACAUGCUUACCUGUAAUGUGGUACAUUAACAUGAACAAACAAGACUUUAACAUGACCAGCAAUCAGACUGUGGAGUCCACUUUUCCAGAACUUAAUUUAACUUACCUCAUCAUCAGUAAUGUGGUCAGCUGUUCUCUACCAUUAGUCCUUGCUGGAAUUGCCAAUGGACUGAUCAUCAAGUCUCUCAUAGAUAAGACUCACAAGUCAGAAAGAAAUGCUAAAGGAGAUCUCAGCCCUCGGACAGAAGGACGUAUUAGAGCAGCCAGAACAAUAAGCUGUUUACUCUUUAUUUACAUCUCAUUUUACGUAUCAGAAGUGCUAAUGUUUACAGAAGCUUUACCUCCAAGCAGUCCGGGAUUCUGUGCCUGUUUGAUGGUGAUAUACAGUUAUGCACCUGCACAAUCUGUUGUUCUUAUUUUUGGUAGCCCCAAACUGAAACACGUUGCUCUCAGCAUAAUUCGCUGUUUACGAGGUAUUCAUAAAGAAAAGUCUAAAAAUUCAUCUUUCUCUUUUAUUGAUGUUAAUACUCAAAAGGCAUCACAAUUCUCAGAAGGUUGAACUUGGCAGCAAAUGCGGUAAAUGUAACCACUGUCAGCAACUCCUAAGUCCUGAAUACCAUCAUACUUCUACAUUAUGUCUCUAUCGCUCACAAAUGUUGGCAUUAUUUUUUUUAUUUUUCUUUAAAAGGGUUAUUUAUUUAAAUGUGUUUUGAAAUAAUAAAUGUAGUUUGCAUUAAUGGAUGAGCUAGUUAAUUGCAAGUAUUGUGCUAUGUUUAAGCUGAUAUAUUCACUUGACUCUAUUGCCAUAUUUGUAACUUAAGAAUAAUGUAGUGAUCCCAUAAUUCCAGCAUAUGUCAUGUCUCAUAUCUUCAUGUUAUUGUACAGUUAUAAUAUGCCUAAACAUGGCUACACUUCCUGUUGUCCAAGUAUAGUAUAUGUCUAUAUCUUCAGUCUGAGGCCAGUGCUUGGCUUUUGUAUUAAACAGCUCAUCUUGCCAUGCACACACUAAAACUUGGAGGAAUAGAAAAUAUAUUUGGAAAAUACAUUUUUGGUUUAAAUAUUUUUCAUAAAUAAUAAAGGAUGAUAAAUAAGGAUAAUUAAAAAAAACUUCCAAAAAGCAUAUUAAAAUAAAAUUAAUUGACCACUUCUACCCUUGUGUGUUUUGAUUCUACCUGGAGUGAGAUCCUUUGUUAGAGAGAAAAAUUUAGCAUGGACUGACCAUAGAGUCCUAUUUCUCGUAAGUACACUACAAAUUGGCCUGGAUGUAUGUAUUUCCUUUUGAGACCUACAAUAAAUAUCAAACUUGUGUGCAGGUAGGUGUUUUUACAAGCCCUCAAUUUCUAUUUCACAAACCACCACAUCUGAUCUUUUAGUGGAGAGCUGGAAAGGCAGAUUUAAGAAAUUCAUAUCACAGAGUUACAGCUGUGACCAGAGGAGUAAGCAGGCAGUGUGCAGACUAGA
Messenger RNA from Rana temporaria (common frog), 1983 nucleotides. RefSeq names its product taste receptor type 2 member 40-like. Gene Ontology annotation, biological process: sensory perception of taste; detection of chemical stimulus involved in sensory perception of bitter taste; G protein-coupled receptor signaling pathway. The coding region runs from base 95 to 1081 and encodes 328 amino acids. The record is from RefSeq and is a predicted model, not a curated record. Gene Ontology annotation, molecular function: bitter taste receptor activity; G protein-coupled receptor activity. NCBI's taxonomy places the organism in Eukaryota, Metazoa, Chordata, Amphibia, Anura, Ranidae. The transcript has a single exon. Gene Ontology annotation, cellular component: membrane.